GAAUUACAUACGCUUUGACCGAAAGUGCCGAAAGGUGACAAAAAAUCAAAAAAAUCAAAAUAAAGUUCGAAAUAAAAAUAUUUUUAACUUUUUAGAAAUGCUUACAUUAUUAUACUACUAAGAAAAUUAAAUUAUCUGUACUUCUACAUCUUCUUGUAAUUAAUGGAUGUAAUCACAACACUGUAAUAAUGUGAAUAUAGAUAGUAAUUAUAGGAAUUAAACAUAAUAGGAAAUAAAGCUAUUUUACAUAAAAUAUGUUUCGCCGAUUUUAUCACUGUUCUUGCGUGCUUUAUAACAAAAAACAAGGUGUUAAAUUAUGUAAAAUGUUAAAUCCAAAGAACAAAAAGCAAUGGUACCCAGUACAGCCUAUAGAUACAAACAGUAUGCCAAGUGUAAAAAGCUUGACCAAAAUAAAAUAUGAGCCAGGAAAGCGAGGCAUCCGUAGAGUGGCAAUGCUCAAUAAGUUAUUCAUGAAAAACAUUACAGACAUCAUGUCUACAGGAACAGUAUCUAUGCAAGUGGUGGGCAGAGGGAUUGAAAUAUCUAAGGUGACAGUAACACCAGACUUCAAAACAGUGAAUGUUUUCUGGGUAUGCAAGGGUGAUAUGUCAGACGAUGAGACAAACUGCUUCCUCCACUCCAUUGCGGGGCCUUUAAGACAUGAGCUGUCAACCCUUAGGCUGAUGGGUGAAGUGCCCUACAUAGUGUUUGUUAAAGAUAGGCAAGAGGCACGGUUAGUUGACUUGGAUCGUCGGCUGGCAAUGGUAGAUUAUGGCGAAGAUUAUAUACCAACUGAAAUGGGACAUUUACUAAAGACAGAUUUUAUGUCUAACACUAAAUUAUCACCAGAAAUGAAGGCAAAAAUAAAACAACUAGAAGACGAACUGCCAAUUAUAGAAGAACCGCUACCAGAAAUGACACACAACGUUUUUGGGUUGGACCAUGAGAAGAUUAUGAACAGGCUUCUAGCUGCUAGGAAGAGAACCAAAGAGGCUUGGGACAAUAUAGAUGCAGAUGCUGAAUCUAGUGUGAUAACCUAUAGAGCUUCAGGAGUUAAAGGUUCAGAGAUUGAUGUUGGCAAACAGAAGAAGGAGUUAGCAGAGUUCUUAAUGAAACGACAGAUCCUACAAAAUAAGCUUCACAAAAAACUCCGAGACGAACGCGCACCUCUAGAAGCAAUGCACGACGAACAAACCAGUUAUGUGGAAGACGAAGAUUACGACGAAGAUUAUUACGACGACUUAGACGAUCCUUUUUAUGCUGAUAAAGAGUUAGCAGACAGUGGAAAGAAUAUGAGAUAAUGCUGUAUUACUAUUGGUUAGUUUACUAUUUGUAAAUAGUUAUACUCGUUGAUUAGUAGGUAUAUAAAUUAAUGAAAGAAAGUAAA
Molecule: messenger RNA, 1387 nt
Organism: Maniola jurtina (meadow brown)
Lineage: Eukaryota; Metazoa; Arthropoda; Insecta; Lepidoptera; Nymphalidae
Exons: 6
Coding region: 255-1301 (348 amino acids)
Biological process (GO): rRNA processing
Source: RefSeq, a predicted model, not a curated record